Molecule: messenger RNA, 2676 nt
Organism: Prinia subflava (tawny-flanked prinia)
Lineage: Eukaryota; Metazoa; Chordata; Aves; Passeriformes; Cisticolidae
Gene: CNOT7
Product: CCR4-NOT transcription complex subunit 7
Exons: 7
Coding region: 240-1097 (285 amino acids)
Cellular component (GO): P-body; CCR4-NOT complex; CCR4-NOT core complex
Molecular function (GO): poly(A)-specific ribonuclease activity; nucleic acid binding
Source: RefSeq, a predicted model, not a curated record
GGGAAAGGCCGCGGCGCGGGGCGAUGAUGUAAUGGCUUUGUGCGCGCGGCGGCGGCGGCGGCGGCGCCGGGGGCAGCAGCGCUUCCUGCGGCUCGCGGGGGCCGCGCGGGGCCUCCCAGACCCGCCGCGGCCCGGCCGGAGCGUGAGGGGCUAAAAAAAUAAACAGUUGAAAUCCUCUUUAUGAAACCACUCCUUGGUCAAGUGUAGCUUUUGAUGUAUGGUCUCUAAAGCCCCCCACUAUGCCAGCAGCUACCGUAGACCAUAGCCAAAGAAUCUGUGAAGUUUGGGCUUGUAACUUGGACGAAGAGAUGAAGAAAAUUCGUCAAGUUAUACGGAAGUAUAACUAUGUAGCUAUGGACACAGAAUUUCCAGGAGUAGUUGCAAGGCCUAUUGGAGAAUUCAGAAGCAACGCAGACUAUCAGUACCAGCUCUUACGCUGCAAUGUCGACUUGCUAAAAAUAAUUCAGCUAGGACUGACGUUUAUGAAUGAGCAAGGAGAAUACCCUCCAGGAACUUCAACUUGGCAAUUUAAUUUUAAAUUUAACUUAACAGAAGAUAUGUAUGCUCAGGACUCUAUUGAACUGCUGACGACAUCUGGAAUCCAGUUUAAAAAGCACGAAGAAGAAGGAAUUGAGACACAGUACUUUGCAGAACUGCUUAUGACAUCAGGAGUUGUAUUGUGUGAAGGAGUCAAGUGGCUUUCCUUUCAUAGCGGAUAUGACUUUGGCUAUCUAAUCAAGAUCCUGACAAACUCCAAUUUACCUGAGGAAGAGCUGGACUUCUUUGAGAUACUGCGAUUGUUUUUCCCUGUCAUCUAUGAUGUAAAAUAUCUCAUGAAGAGUUGCAAAAAUCUGAAGGGUGGAUUACAAGAAGUGGCUGAGCAGUUAGAGCUGGAAAGGAUAGGACCACAGCAUCAGGCAGGAUCCGAUUCGUUACUCACAGGAAUGGCCUUUUUCAAAAUGAGAGAAAUGUUCUUUGAAGAUCACAUUGACGAUGCCAAAUAUUGUGGCCACUUAUACGGUCUUGGUUCAGGGUCAUCUUACGUACAAAAUGGCACAGGAAAUGCUUAUGAGGAAGAAACCAACAAACAGUCAUGACAUGAAAUGAAAGGCCGUCUUUUUGACCUCCACAUGCUUGUAUAUAGGUUUUAUCUCUGGUUGAACCCCUUGGACAAUUAAGGCUUUUUUCCCCCCUUUCUCAGCACACUUUCUUUUCUGCCUUUCUAUGUACUAAACUUGACUGUUCCUAUCACAGAUUUUGAUCUUAAUAUUGAUACGUAAAAUUUUCUGGGUUACAUUUUGGCCUCUUAACAAGCCCAUUUGUAAAGAAGCAUGUAUAGGAUCAGUGUGGCAGAGAGAAGGGGAAAGUUGAAUGAUAAUGAAUAUUCUGGUAAACUUGCCUACAUUGUUCUUCCAGUUUUUUGUCUUUCCCUUCCCUUCUCUAAAUUAAUUGGCUCUGAUUAUAACUAACUUCCCCCUUCAUGUCUGUUCUUUCCAGUAUGCAGGCAUUUUAGCUAUUCAAGAUUGUGGACCAUCAAAUUUGCACUUUAGAGAGCGAUUCUGACUCAGAUCCUCUGUUUUAUUUGAAGUUUGUUUUGGUUUUUUCUUUUGCCCUCAGCUAGAAAACAAUCAUCUGCCAAGUUCAGCAGCUUCAGGCUGUAUUUCCUUGGUAUCUCAGCCCACACAAUGGGACUUAUUUGCUGCAUAAUCUGUUUGUUCAAGCAAAACAAACUACUGAAAUCAUAGUAAUUGCUCUUACUUUACUAGUGUUUGGUCAUCUUCCAACAUACCCUGCACAUGCCAACUGCUGGUUGGCCUGCUGCUUUAAAACCACUCUGUGAUGGGGAAAAGAGGCUUGAAAAAACAGCUUUACACACUUCAGGAAAAGAACAGCUAUGACUUUAGCCUUUUUGCCAUUAAGCUGAGAGUUGAAGGAUAAUGGAAAAGUAGGAGUCUUGUAAUGGCACAUUUCCCUUGAUUAACCUUGUGGCUUUUAUCUUAGCAAUGUACACCUCAGAUAUUUUUUAUGAAGUCAUAUUUAUUAUGUACUUGAUUUCAUGAUUUUUGUAAAGUCAGUUUAGUUGAAGGUAAACCCCAAAGAUCUGAAAAAAUAUUAUUUAAUUGAAUUAUUGAAUUAGAAGAACAAUUAAAUCAUGCUUUUUUUGUAGUUGUUACAAAGACAGAUGUUACGGAUAUUUGUUGUAAUACGACAAAAUAUAAAUAACUUCCAGCUAAAUAAAGUUACCUGAGGAGUGUAAUGCUAGUUUAUUUUUGAGUAUAUCUUACAAUAUAUUUUAGAUAUACUGUUUUCAAGGACCCUAAAAUAUGUUCUUAACUCUGCAUAGCAUGUAUACAGAGCAGUUGUGCAGGAAGGAUUUUUGGUAUUGAAUAGCUAAAUACUAGCCUGGAAUGAUGGAAUGCGUGACAUUGUGUGUCUGUGCGUGUGCGCGUACGUGUGUUUGACACGGAAAUCAAUGGCAGAAAAACCUCCAAAUGUUCACCAAUUAUUCUGUUUUAUCUUGUACUUAAAAGCAAAAAAAUCAAACACCUUUUUCUCAUUGAAUUAUGAUGAUGUAACUGGGCGGUCCUUUUUAAACAAGUAAUUUGCAUAAGAGAGAGUAUUUGUUUUUAAAGCUUUUGUAAAUAAAGGCCUAAGAAAUGUUUUCUUACAUAACAA